This is a messenger RNA of Aspergillus clavatus NRRL 1, 1065 nucleotides long. RefSeq lists its product as uncharacterized. The transcript has a single exon. Lineage: Eukaryota; Fungi; Ascomycota; Eurotiomycetes; Eurotiales; Aspergillaceae. The record is from RefSeq and is a predicted model, not a curated record. The coding region runs from base 1 to 1065 and encodes 354 amino acids.
AUGUGCCCAAUGCUCCUAAGCGGUCUCGCGGAUGGACCUGCCAUGGUCCUCUCCCCUCGCCAGGAACACACAUUUGUUCAAUUCCCGCGCCAGUCGCAGUUCGACUCGCCGUCGGCCGCUUCUCGCAAUUCCUUCUUCAUGAAUGGCAUGCACUCUCAUGCUUCGUCAUUCGCCAGCAAUGCUUUUACUGGGAGGCUGGCCAAUUCUGCUCCUAGCUCUGGAAAACCUUCUCGCAAGAGGUCUCGAGAAGAACCCGAGUUUGAAGAAGUGCGCAAUUCGUUCAGCUCCCCAGUUGUGCCGGCUGCUGCCCCUGCGCCAAAGAAGGCGCCCGUCUACGCAGAGGGCAUGACCACUCUGAACUCUUGUACCGGCAUCCCCCUGUCGGUAGAAAACCAAACAGGCUUUCAAAGCCGCAAAGCCCAGCGUCUAACCCCAUCCACCUCUCGCGUCGAAGACACCACACUCCAAAGACUCAACGAAACCAACGACGACAAUAGCCGACUCCUCAGCAACGGGACUCGCACGAGUCCCUUCACCCCAAAUGAUGUCUUGGUCGACGACGCGACCCACCUCCUUGGGGUCAGCUGGCAACGCAUCUCUACCAAUGACGUCGACAUCGCGGCCGCCGUCCGCGGCUGGAAGAGAUAUAUCGACAAGCAGUUCGCGGCAUACCUGUUCGAUUCGCAAAUUCUCAUGAAGAAUCGUGCCCUCAACGCGUAUCUCGUGACAGCGCGGCCUCUCACUCCUGCAGGGCCCUCAAACGCCCCGGCUUUCUAUCUUUUCAGCGAAGAUCUCACCCAGGGUCAGCUCGUGGCCUCCUCCUGGGAACAAUGCGUGCACAAUCUUCGCUCCACCCCCGUGGUCUUUGAGCAGAACCAAGUCCUCAACGCCGCGGACAGACCUCUCAAUAACACCAACAACACGAGCGUACUAGGAUCGACCUCAAUGACGGAACCUGGUCUCCCCCUCUUACAAACAAUGUGCGCCCAGCCCGUCAGUAGUGACGCGUGCGCGGGAUUGAACAACGGUGUAGGAAUGGCGAUGGGGAUGGAAAUCGACCCGUAA